This is a messenger RNA of Drosophila takahashii, 2190 nucleotides long. RefSeq names its product Tumor necrosis factor receptor superfamily member wengen (gene wgn). The record is from RefSeq and is a predicted model, not a curated record. NCBI's taxonomy places the organism in Eukaryota, Metazoa, Arthropoda, Insecta, Diptera, Drosophilidae. Gene Ontology annotation, molecular function: protein binding.
CAGCCAGCGAAUAGCUGCGCAUCGCUGCGUUCGAGCGCCGAAAGAAAACUGAGCCGAGGAAAACGUAUUUCCCACUUGCCUGACCAUAUAUAUUUUCCUGGCGCUGCUCGCACUCGCGACGGCCGACCGAAAGAAAAGUGCAGUGAAUUGAACCGUUCGAUUUCGAUUUUGAAUUACUGAUUGAUUUCCGAUUUUGCGAAUUUUUUUUCUGUUCGGUGCGAAAAGAAAAGUGCUAAUUGGUGCAAUUGAUUGACACGAUCGAUCGAUCUAAACACACAGAUAUAUUCGCGAGGAUCGUAACGGAUCAUUAGAUCAUUGGAUCAUUGGAGUGCUCGCGUUUCAAACAUGGAGAACUUGAAGCCUGCCGUCGUGAAUUGAAAGGCAUAAAAAGGCAGAGUAGCAGACAGACGCAGUUCGCAGAUCGCAGAUCGCAAACAACAAACGAGUGAAGAAGCGAAAAAAUGAUGUCGCCAAGACUGCCGGAAGGAAGGGAGCAGGAAUCAGGAUGCAGGAACAGGAUUAGAAGCAGAACGGAAACGACGGCAAACACAACGUUUCACAAGCGCCGGCGGAGAAUCAUCAGUCCCGGCAGCUACCUGGCCCUGCUCUUGCUCUCCACCACCUGCAGCCUGGUGGCCACCUCCGCCUCCGCCUCCGCCUCAAACACAGAGCUUGCGCCUGGGGAUCCUCCGUGGGCCAGCCAGUUGGCCGUCUCCUCCAGCUCCUCGCCCUGCGAACCGCAGCAUUGGUGGGACUCGCAGCGGGAUAGAUGCACUCCGUGCACCCGCUGCCAGGGCGAGAUGAUACCACUGCGUCCCUGCCAGCUGCACACGGACACCAUCUGCGGCUCCAUCUACGAUCUCAAGAUCGAUUGGGUCGUCCUGGCCAAGACGGAGCCGAAUUGGAAGGAGCGCCGAAAGUCUUCGGAGUACGAGCACUUUGAGCAUCUGACCCACGAGCAACUGCAGCAGCUGCACGAGGAGGCGGCCGCCUCCUGGGUCCUCGACUGGCAGACCGGCGUCCUCUAUGUGGCCGUGCUCACCUGCCUCAUCUUCUUCUCGGUGGCAGCCUGCAUCCUCAUCCAUCACAUGCGCCAGUGGCGCCGCAUGGAGCGUCGCCUGGAUCAGGAUGUGGAGGAGCUGUCCACCAAACUGAUGGCCAAGCUGGCGGAGGUGCAGAGCCUGGACGGAGGCACCUUCUUCAUUGGCAACGCGGACGCCCUGCGAGGACUGCCCGCCUCCGCAGCGGCGACGCAUGCAGCAGCGGCACAGUCGGGAAUCUUCCAGCCGCAACACGUGCUGCUCCCCGAGAAACGCGUGAAGCACCAGGAACGACGGAUCCUGAAGACCCUCCAGCCGGGCAAUGUCUACAUCGAGGAGAGCAACGCGGGACUGGGCGUCAUGGGCGUGCGGGGGUUUGCCGGCCCCAAGGGCUGAGCCAAAGGGGGACACUACUUAAGGAGUGGCGAAGCAAAAACGGAACCGGAACCGAAACCGGAACAAGAAUCAAGAUGGAGAUGAACUUUGUACAAACAGCCGCUUAAAGGAGGAACGGAUGGGAACCGAAACUAUUAUUAUUUUUUAUAUUAUUAAUCUUAUUCUAAUUAUUACGGUUUUUUUUUGUCCUAAUAUUUAAUUGAAUCGUUAUGUUGACUUGUUUGUAAUGCGCGGACAGAUGAGGAUGCGCCGGCUUCCCGUUGUGGGGAAUCCCGAGCGAUGCGGCUGAAUGUUUUGUACAUAGAGAUGAGGCACCCACACCCACACCCACGUAUAUGAUUAAAGCGAUUAUGAUUAACAAAUUUCUACUUAAUGUAAAUAUUAAGGCGAUCGAACAACGAAACCGAACGGAUUCAAACGGCUCCAAACGGAACGGAACGAAACCAAGCAAUAAUGGCAACAUAUCAGCUACUAUAUAGACCGCAUAUAGACGCGCGUAUUGUUAAAAUCCUAAAUCCCAAAUCCCCACCAUCAUAACCAAGUUAAAAUAUAUCAAACGAGAGCAUUUUCCGGCUAGCUGCUACCGAGCUUAAUCGAAUUAACUGUAACAGUAAUGGUAAAGAUACAAAUAUAACUACUUAUAAUAAUGAAUAAUGCUAAUUAACGGAUAACUAUAUAUCGAUAGGGAGAGAUGUCUAUGUCCUAAGUGCUAUCAGUGUGCAAAAGCAAUAAAAAGUUCUAUGAUUAUACGAGA